Arvicola amphibius (Eurasian water vole) is the source of this 1050-nucleotide messenger RNA. It is a transcript of the gene C17H12orf42, whose product is annotated as chromosome 17 C12orf42 homolog. The record is from RefSeq and is a predicted model, not a curated record. Bases 1 to 1050 code for a protein of 349 amino acids. NCBI's taxonomy places the organism in Eukaryota, Metazoa, Chordata, Mammalia, Rodentia, Cricetidae. The transcript has 5 exons.
AUGGGACAGAGGUUGAAGCAGACACUGAUGAGCAAUGAAGAGCUUGUGCAAGAUGCCCAAGCUGGAAGUCAUCAUUUGUGUAAGUCCUUUUGCUAUAUUCCCAUCGUGAGCAGUGUGACCCUGUGGAAGAGAGGCUCAUCCCAUACAAGUCCUAACCCUCGCGCUGAGAAAGCAGCCUUGCCCUGCUCCAGGUUUCUCACUCACAUGAGGAAUUUCUCUGCAUCACAUAAAACGGAUAAAUUACAUUUUCUACCGUUUCCAGGAUUUAUAGAAGGGACUCCUAGUCCAAUGACAGGACUACUUUACACUCACCAGUGCCUAAUCCCCAACUCUCCUGAGAGCACAGUUUCUUUCGAAGAAGUUUAUGAAGAAGCCUGUCCUUCCUGGUCACCAUCCAGUGAAAUGGAUGAAGAUGAUUUGCUCUCUACUGACAAAGAGAGAAGGCAGAAGCGACUUAGAGGAUCACCUAAGCAGGCCUGGACCGGCCCAUUUGUGGAAAAGCCAGCUGCAGAUAGUAAGCCAUCACACUCAGUGAAUACCACUUUCCUGGAAGCUGCAGGUAGACGCAUACCACUUCAGAACCAUCCCUUGGGCAACUCCAAGGGAGAUUCUGGCCCUGUGUCGAGACCUUUCACCGCCAUUGGCCUCUGCAGAAGUGUCAACCAGAACUACCCUUCCGUGCAGAUCAGUUGUAGGACUUCCCCGGAAUCUGGACAGCAGGAUAAAGUGUCAUGCUCGGGCUUCUGGACAAACACAGAUUCCCUAAGCAUAUGUGGAAGUGCAUUAGGAAGAGGCUUGGCCGCCAUAACACCCGUGAUAACUCCCAAGCAGCCUCAUCACCCUACAGAACGUAGGUCAAAGGCAGCUAGCGCCUUCCGUGGCCGUGCAGCUAAGGAGCCCCUGCCUCUGCUCGUGGGAUCUUCUACCCAUUUGUUUCCCAAGAAGUUAAUGAAGGUUUGCUCCUCAGCAGCCCCACGCCCACCCCGGCGCUUCCAUACGGCUUGUUCACAGACACUUUCCAGGCCGGUAGCCACUGCUCACUUACACUGA